AUGGAAGAUGCCCACUCGAUCAUUGUGCCGUUCGCCGGUGUGAGAGGACAAGGUUUCUUCGCAAUCUUCGACGGGCAUGCGGGAAAAGCAGCAGCAGAAUGGUGUGGACAGUUCUUUGCACCGAGUCUCGUGAAUGCACUGCGAAGAGACCCGGAGUCUCCCAUUCCAGACCUGCUCAACCAAACGUUCCACGACGUGGACUCGAAGCUAUCCAAGCUCUCAGAGGAGUCGGACGGCAAAAUGCACUCCGGAUGCACCGUGGUGACCGCGUUCCUCAGGCUGGAGGACGAACACGGAGGCCAGAGCUAUCUGCCCAGUGGGUUUGAGCUUCCCCCAGUGCAAGUCUCGGUCGGCGCCACAACGAGCUCGAAGGAAGAUGGCAAGAGCGACGACGACUCCAAAUCGAAGGGCACAACGAGUAAGCUCAUGAAUGCUAUCAAGAGCAUCGGUGGCACAUCUUCACCUUCCGGUUCGUCCUUGUCUGGUGACACAGUCUCUUCACCGCCCGCACCGUCGCCAUGCACGGAUAAUGCCGUCACUCCGCCGUCGAGCGUGCGACGGGUGCUCUACUGCGCGAAUGCAGGGGACGCCCGGGGCGUGCUCUGCCGCGCGGGCAAGGCAGUACGGCUCACGUACGACCACAAGGGAUCGGACAAGCAGGAGGCCAAGCGGAUCACGGAUGCUGGUGGGUUCGUCAUGAGCGGACGGGUGAACGGGGUGUUGGCAGUCACACGGAGUCUGGGCGACUCGUCGAUGAAGGAAUUCGUCGUGGGUUCACCGUACACCACGGAGACCGAGCUCAACGAGCAGGACGAGUUCCUGAUCUUGGCGUGCGACGGGCUUUGGGACGUGGUGAACGACCAAGGGGCCGUGGACCUUGCGCGCUCGAUAGUGGAUCCCCGGAAAGCGGCAGAGGAGCUGCUCAACUACGCAUAUAGCAACUAUUCGACGGACAAUGUCACUGUACUUGUCGUGCGCUUCCGCGAGCCCCCAGCAGGCGUGGCGAAGGAGUGA
Messenger RNA from Epithele typhae, 1014 nucleotides. Its product is annotated as protein serine/threonine phosphatase 2C. The record is from RefSeq and is a predicted model, not a curated record. Gene Ontology annotation, biological process: protein dephosphorylation. The transcript has 3 exons. Lineage: Eukaryota; Fungi; Basidiomycota; Agaricomycetes; Polyporales; Epitheliaceae. Bases 1 to 1014 code for a protein of 337 amino acids. Gene Ontology annotation, molecular function: protein serine/threonine phosphatase activity; cation binding.